UCUUCCUACCUCUCUGACUCUCUCCGAUUAGAUUUGUUCAUGGAGGCAUGAGGCAGUGACCUGCAUGGCUGCAUAAUCCUAGAAAAUUAGCAGCAAUACAGUCCAAUUUCAACGAUCAGAGGACAGAUAAAGAAUGGCUGCACGAGACACCGUUAUGACCUCUGAGGAUGACUAUGAGACUCAACAGAAGAAGCAAGCAGCUGCAGAUGUUCUUUUCCAAUACUCACAAUUUGCUAUGGUGUGCAUUGGUGAGGGAGUUCGCCCGUCAGAUCUCCGGUUGCAUCUUAUGAAGGAAGUUUCAGGGAUGUCCACCUCUUUGAAGGAAGAGCCACAGCAGGCAGCUGCCUCCCCAGAUUCUAGCGGCGAACCAUCAUCCUCUGGGACAAUGAAGGAAGACAGGAGCGAAAUCCCCUAAGCUUCAUGUGCAUCUUGCAGUGAGAUGAAAGUAACUCGGGUGAUAGGCACUGAUUUGUGAUCAUAGAGAUGCAAAUAAGUUAGCGUUCUUGCGGUGGGCAUCCUGCCAAUUUGGUUUAAAAUGCAGAACACGUAUUCUUAAUAGAUUGUAAAGUAAGUUUAUGAUAUCUUUAGGAAAACACGUCUGUGUCAUAUAUUUCUGCUGUGUGAACAUGCCUAUAAUCGCAGAACGUUAUAGUGGUGCAGUUCUGUCUUUUCUGCUCAACCUGGAUGAUUGGAGGUUGUGUGUAUCAUUUUUUAGUGGAUACUCGAUCACCAAAUAUAUUUGUCGAAACCACUU
Lolium rigidum is the source of this 754-nucleotide messenger RNA. RefSeq lists its product as uncharacterized. The coding region runs from base 134 to 415 and encodes 93 amino acids. The transcript has 4 exons. The record is from RefSeq and is a predicted model, not a curated record. Lineage: Eukaryota; Viridiplantae; Streptophyta; Magnoliopsida; Poales; Poaceae.